Spea bombifrons (plains spadefoot toad) is the source of this 2169-nucleotide messenger RNA. RefSeq names its product peter pan homolog (gene PPAN). Lineage: Eukaryota; Metazoa; Chordata; Amphibia; Anura; Pelobatidae. Bases 57 to 1643 code for a protein of 528 amino acids. Gene Ontology annotation, molecular function: rRNA binding. Gene Ontology annotation, biological process: rRNA processing; ribosomal large subunit assembly. The record is from RefSeq and is a predicted model, not a curated record. The transcript is spliced from 12 exons. Gene Ontology annotation, cellular component: preribosome, large subunit precursor.
GGAAGUGGAACUAUCUGCGCUUCUCCACGUGUGUACAGGAGGCGCAGACCGGGAACAUGGGGAAAGACAAGACUAAGAACCAAAAGAAGCUCAAGGCGGCAGCGAAUCACAAUGCGGAAGAAUCGUUUACGGCCGUGCCCCAUUCAUUUGUUUUCAAUCGUGGACAGAUCGGAAAAAAUGUACAGCAGCUGAUCCUAGAUGUCAGGCGGGCAAUGGAGCCGUAUACUGCUACAUCCCUCAAGGUUCGAAAGAAGAAUGCUUUGAAGGACUUUGUGGCUGUAGCAGGUCCCCUUGGAGUCACACAUUUUUUGAUCUUCAGCAAAACAACGGAAAAUGUCAACUUUAAAUUUGUCCGUCUACCCAGAGGACCAACCCUGAGCUUCCGAGUAAUACAGUACUCCUUGGUGAAGGAUGUUGUCUCUUCUCUGAAGAAACAUCGGAUGCAUGAGCAGCAGUUCACUCACCCGCCUCUCCUCAUACUCAACAACUUUGGCAACCAGGGCAUGCAGGUCAAGCUGAUGGCUACUAUGUUUCAAAACAUGUUCCCGUCGAUCAAUGUACACAAAGUAAGCCUGAACACCAUCCGCAGAUGCAUCCUCAUUAACUAUAACGAUGACACUCAGACGCUUGAAUUCAGACAUUACAGUCUGAAGGUAGUCCCUGUCGGAAUGAGCAAGGGAAUGAAGAAGCUUCUUCAGGAGAAAUUUCCCAACAUGAGCCGUUGGGAGGACAUCAGCGAACUGCUGGUCAAAGGCGCCAACCUCUCGGAAAGUGAGGCGGAACAGGACGGAGACCAUAAUAUCACAGAGCUGCCGCAGGUGUACGCUGGUCGAGGAAACAUGAAAGCUCAGCAGAGUGCCGUGCGUCUGACCGAGAUCGGCCCACGGAUGACGUUACAGCUGUUGAAGAUUGAAGAGGGUUUGAGUGAUGGCAAAGUGUUAUAUCACAGCUUUGUCAAAAAGACAGAGGAAGAGAUUAAGGCCAUGCUGGAACGAAGAGAGAACAGACUACGACAAAAGCACGAAAGGAAGAAGAAGCAGGAAAAAGACGUAGAGCGUAAAAAGGAGCAGAAUGAAGCGAAUAAGAAACGUAGCUUAGCCGGUAUGAAACGGAAGAACGAUGCAGAUGGUGACAGCGAUGCCGAAGAUCCUGGGACCUCGGGGGAAAAUGAUCCCGCCAACAUAUCUGAAGAUGAUGAUGCUGAAUAUUACAGGCAGGAAGUUGGAGAGGAGCCAGAUCAAGAUCUGUUCCUCCAUGGCAGUAAAAAGAGGUCAUCAUUCAGACAAAACUCAGGUCCUCCAAAUAAGAGAUUCAAAGGAUCUCAAGGACCCCAGAGACCAAGGGGGGAAUCCCGGUCUCCCGGCGGUCAGAAAAAGCAUCCAAAAUUCAAAUCCUCCAACCAUCGAGAAGCGCGGAGUCCCAGGCCAGGAAAACCCGGACAGAAACACUUUAAAAAGACAGAGGGACAUAGAUCGCGAAAAAGUCCCGUUGCCAAGGGCAACAAAAAGACCACUGGAUUCAGGAAACCGGGAGCAUUUGGCUCUAAGACCCCCAAACCCGGUCAAAAGCCACGAAUGGGUUCAAAACAUAAAAUGGCAGACAGGAAGGGUAAACCUUUCAAGCAGGGUAAAAAAGGCAGAUAAAGAGAGAGUAAACUAUUCCUGUAAAUACCAACAUAAUUCUAGUCUUGAAAAUGCUCUUAAAAUAAUAAAGUGUUUUCGCUGUAUUUUGAUAAUGGACACCAUGUUUAAAACUGUGUCGAAUGGUUUGUUUAUUCUGUCAAGUACAAUAGCUGGAUUUGUGUGCAUAAAUGUAAAACUGUCUCAAAUAUUUUGUGUUAUUUGAAACAGUCCCAGAAUAUUGAGGACUGGCCAGCAUCCCAAUCCGCCUCAUUCUCGAAUCCACAUAGGGUGCAGGAAUGAAAGGCGAGCGCAUAACGUUAAAGCAAGCCAUCGUACAUGGGAUGAUAAUGCAUAGAGGUGGAUAAUGAGAACCCCUCCCUAACAGUGGACACUUAGGCGAGGAUUUAAGGACAUGUAUGAUACGUGGUGUCCCUGAGUUCACACUCAACGUACGGUGUUAUUGGUAUACAUUGUGCGUGUAUGGGUUUGGCCACAGACUAAAAAAUAAAAUUCCUUGAAGUGCUGCUCCAGGCCAUGUUGAAAAGCU